This is a messenger RNA of Chironomus riparius, 1773 nucleotides long. The record is from the annotation of a GenBank genome assembly. Lineage: Eukaryota; Metazoa; Arthropoda; Insecta; Diptera; Chironomidae.
AUGACACAUGCUCCAGCAGCGAAACGUAAAGAUGCUGAGGAGGCAGUUGAGAGACCUAAACAUCCCGACAUUGAUGGAGGUUGGGGAUGGUAUGUUGUACUUGCCAGCUUCGCGAUUCACAUAGUCACCGAUGGCGUCACUUAUACACUUGGAAUUUUCUAUGUGGAAUGGCUGGACUAUUUUCAGUCAGGAAAAGCAGAAACAUCGUGGAUUGCAUCCAUUCUUGUUGGUGUCACAUUAUGCUCGGGUCCCAUUUCAUCUGGUUUUGUUAACAAAUAUGGAUGUCGUGCAGUAACAAUUGCUGGUACGAUAAUUGCAGGCGUGUGUCUAUUGCUUAGCGUUUUUGCUAAAAAUGUCUUCACGCUGUACAUUACAAUUGGUUUUGGUGUAGGAUUUGGUUUCGGUAUGAUUUAUCUCCCAGCUAUUGUUAGUGUCACGAUGUAUUUUGAAAGACUGAGAUCAUUGGCAACAGGUAUUGCUGUGUGCGGUUCAGGCUUUGGUACUGUUAUUUUCGCUCCACUUACACAAUUUUUAAUUGCUCGAUAUCAAUGGCAAGGAACUCUCAUUUUCAUCGCUAUUAUCACAUUCUUUUGUGCUGUAUUCGGAUGGAUGUUUAGGCCACUUGAUCCUGAAGGUUAUGAGAAUCCAGCAAUUGUUGAACCUGAAAGUCCAGUGUCAAAUAACAACAAUAAUAACAAUAACAUUAAGUACAAGACAGAAAGUAUUCAGGAAGAAAAUAAGAAUUUACUUGCACCACCGCCUUAUACUCAAAUUGUUCGAUCACUUAGCGUUGGCCAUGAAACAUUCGCAACGAAAACUAAUGGAAAAUCACAAAAUGGACAUGCUAAUAAAAAUGGAGAUGAAAAGUCUCGAUUAGCAACCAGCCUUAGUCAGCCAUUGUUACACGAUCCUAAUAACGUUGGAUGGCACAUUAAGAAGUCUAACAGUGGUCAAUUAGAUAGGCCUGAUGCUUUCUAUAUGGGAUCUAUCCACAACAUUGCACGACAACGUUCAGAAUUAUCACUUCAUGCAACUGAUCGAUAUGGUUCAAUGAGAAGACGUUCAAAGAAUGAAGAAAUUGAGCAAUUACAAAUUUGUGGCUGUAUACCAUGUUCUGAAGAAACGCACGACACUAUCAAGAAAAUGAUGAGCUUUGGACUUUUAAAAGAUCCCGUUUUUGUUCUCUUUGUUGCUUCUAAUUUCCUCACAAGUAUCGGUUUCAACAUGCCUUAUGUCUAUUUAGCAGCGCAAGCUGAAACUUUGAGUAUUGAUAAGCAAUACGCAAGCUUUCUCAUUUCAACAAUCGGUGGUGCAAAUACAUUGGGACGUAUCAUUUUGGGCUAUAUAUCCGACAAGCCAUGGAUUAAUAGACUUCAUGUGUACAAUCUUUGCCUUACAAUUUGUGGUGCUGCAACUAUAAUGUCCGUAAUGUGCUUUGAAUUUUGGGGACUUGCAGUUUAUUCUGCUGUUUUUGGGUUCACAAUUGGUGCCUAUGUUGGACUUACUUCCGUGAUUUUAGUAGACUUAUUAGGACUUGAUAAUCUAACAAAUGCCUUUGGUCUUUUACUUAUGUUCCAAGGAAUUGCUUCUUUUGUUGGACCUCCAAUCGGAGGGUGGUUAUAUGAUAUAUCAGGAAAAUAUGAGCCUGCAUUUGUUCUUGCAGGUGUUGCUAUUGCUAUUAGUGGAUUAAUUUUAUACUUUAUACCACCAUUACAACGGUAUGUAGCUAGAAAAGAAGAAAAUCGUACAAAUUUGUCGCUGAGAGAAUUAUAG